AUGGCGCUCGCGGUACUAAGUAUUCAUAGAGACAAGAUGGCGGCAGCAGCAGUGAUGCCCGUGUACGGACAGAAGAUUUCUCCUAAAAACGACCUGGUACCGGACUGGACCGGACAGGAAGUCAGCACCGGGACGACCAUCAUGGCGGUGGAGUAUGAUGGAGGAGUUGUGAUCGGAGCAGACUCUAGAACCACCACCGGAGCUUACAUCGCCAACAGAGUGACAGACAAACUGACUCCUAUCCAUGAUAAGAUCUUCUGCUGCAGGUCUGGAUCAGCUGCUGACACUCAGGCCAUAGCAGAUGUGGUGACCUAUCAGCUGGGCUUCCACAGCAUCGAGCUGGACGAGCCCCCAUUGGUGGAGACGGCCGCCAAUCUCUUCAAAGCGAGCUGCUACCGCUACAGAGAAGAGCUAACAGCUGGGAUACUGGUGGCAGGCUGGGACCGGAGGAAGGGAGGACAGGUGUACUGCGUGCCUAUAGGUGGCAUGCUGGUGAGGCAGCCAGUGUCAGUAGGAGGAAGUGGCUCCACGUACAUCUACGGCUUCAUGGACUCCAACUAUAAACAAGGCAUGACCAAAGACCAGUGCAUGGACCUCACUGCUGCAGCCCUGUCUCUGGCGAUGGAGAGAGACGGGUCCAGUGGAGGUGUGGUGAGACUGGCUUCCAUCUCAGAGGAAGGAGUGGAGAGACGAGUUAUACUGGGAAACCAGCUGCCCAGCUUCUCUAAACACUAAAUACACACACACACACACACACACACACUAUACACACUAUACACACACACUAAACACACUCUGUGCUGUUUUGUUGUUAAUAAAGUUUUCCAUCUGUU
Messenger RNA from Scomber japonicus (chub mackerel), 833 nucleotides. RefSeq names its product proteasome 20S subunit beta 6 (gene psmb6). The record is from RefSeq and is a predicted model, not a curated record. The transcript is spliced from 8 exons. Lineage: Eukaryota; Metazoa; Chordata; Actinopteri; Scombriformes; Scombridae. Bases 1 to 735 code for a protein of 244 amino acids. Gene Ontology annotation, molecular function: threonine-type endopeptidase activity. Gene Ontology annotation, cellular component: proteasome core complex.